CUUCUGCUAUUUUAUCAACAAGCAACAAGCAUGGCUGACUCUGUGUCCGUUGGUAGUGAUGUUCCUGAAAAUAUAUCGAUUGAAACACUAAAUGCAGAGCUUGAAGAGCUCGACGACACUGAAUAUGAUAUUCCGCCUGUUGAGCAAACGCCAACGCUGGAGAGUAUUCUGAAUGAUGUUGAUGAUAGAGGGUCUAUUAGCGAAGAUGAGGUAUCAGGAAACCACUUCAUUCAUCCAGGAGAGGCAUUUGAAACUUGGUCCAUGGGUAGUAUAGGAGGACGAAGUAGAAGCUCAUCUGAGCGUCGAAGCACAACAAGAUCUACCACCUCUAGAACUACAAGCAAUGCAACUGUUCUCAAAGCUGGAUCAAUACUUCGUCAUGUGAUUUUGAAGGCUAUUUCGUCUCAAGUAGCCUCAGCAAGUGAACGUGUUGAUGCAGGCUUACCCACUUGUAUAGCAGUUCAAAUUAUGGUUGCAGUAGGAACCUCUCAUGGCCUAGUUCUAGUGUUUGACUCCUCUCAAACGCUAAGAUCAUGUCUGGACAGUCAGGACAAGGAUCAAGGCUCUGUUUCUGCCCUUUGCUUUAAUUAUGAUGCCACCCGACUACUUGUUGGCUAUGCCAGAGGUCACGUCCUUAUGUAUGAUGUGAAGAGUGGGAAACUUUUACGUACUAUGACUGAUGUUCAUGCACCAGGAACAGCUGUGCUUCAUGUUAAGUUCACCGACAAUCCUAAUUUGGCUCUCUGCAGUGAUAGUGGAGGAUCAGUAUUUGAACUUACAUUUAAACGUACCAUGGGUGUUAGAGGGUGCUCCUCAAAAUGUUUAUUCUCUGGCAGCCGAGGAGAAGUUUGCAGCAUUGAACCAUUAUUGCUUGAAUCAGUACCAUCACACCCACUCCAUGGAACAGUUCUGGUAGCAAUGGCCACUCUCUCAAAGAUUAUUGUUGUCAGUAUCCGACCAAGAAUGAAAGUGCUUUUCACCUUUCCACUUAAAGCUCACCCAGCCACAUUGCCCUUGAUAUCAUGGCAGUUUGUAAUAAUUCAGGUGGGAGAGCAAUCAAAAGUCGUUGACCCUGUUCUUGCAUUUGCCCGAGAAUCUACAGUUCACUUUUAUCAGGUCACAUUAGAUAUGUCGAGUAAAAUUAGAUUGAUCCCUCUUCAGAAGAUGUGUGUCCCUUAUCUAUUGUUGUCUUUGCACUGGUUGAACCCAAGGACCCUAGCCACUGUGGAUACACUAGAACAGGUUCACCUCAUAGAUGUUCGAUCUCAAGUUGAACUCGAAGUUGUUGAUGUUUCCAGUGCUGGUUUAGUUUAUGGUUCGAGUCACUUCAAAGGCCUUUCUACUGGUGGAAACGUCAGUAAAGCACUGGCUCUUGCAGGUGAGAGGGCAUGUUAUAAUUCUUUGCUGAGCUUUGGAAAUCAAAUGAUAGUGUUGGGGACCAAGGGUCUUCAUGUCUUAGGGAUUCGGACAUGGAAGGAGCGGUUAGACCACCUAAUGCGCCAGAAACACUAUUUAGAUGCUUUGGCUUUGGCAUUGGCUUUUUACCAAGAUCGGGCUAAAGCUGUGGUGGGUUUGAGAGGACCUAAGGGAAAGCGCAAAAUGCUCACUCGGGAUAAGGCUUUAGAUAUCCUCCAUAAAUAUAUUGAUGAAGGAAUUUGUCAGGCAGCUGCUGCUACAGAACAGCUCUAUCGAGAGUCUGUACCUGUAUGUAUGCAAUAUAGUAUUGAAUUAAAUGAACUUGAUAUAUUAUAUAACAAGUUGUGGGAAGUUGUAUCCAUUUACCCAGUGUCCAAAGCUGUUUACCUGGAGGCUCUAGAACCACAUCUGCUCAAUGAGCAGCUUGCUGAUAUACCCCCAGUCAUAGUGCAAGAAUUUGUUCAACAUUAUUGCAACAACAAAAAGUUCCUGGCUCUUGAAGCAUGUGUUGUGCGUAUUCCAGUGACAUCUCUUGACUUCCAUCAAGUUAUGUCUAUAUGUUGGGAACAUGGAUUAUAUGAUGCUAUAAUUCAUCUAUAUACAAGAGGAAUGCUGGAUUUUGUUAGUCCUCUGCAAGAACUUUUACAAGUAUUACAAAAUGCCAUCGCCAGUGGCAAGCAGUUGUCAAAUCAACAAAUAACUUUAGGAAACAAACUACUGGUUUACACAAGCUGCUGCUUGGCAGGCAGGGGCUAUCCUUAUGGUGAUGUCCCUCAAGAAUUGGUGCAGGAUGUAAAACAUAGAGUAUUUCAAUGUGUAACGUGUCAGCAUAGUCUGAAUGCCAAAGAUUCUGAACGAGCUUAUCCCUACUUAAGAGUGUUCCUGCAGUUUGACACAAGAGAGUUUUUGAAUGUAUUGGCACUGGCUUUUGAGGAGCCAGAGUUUACCUCUGAGCUUGGUUUAAGACGAAGACAGUUGGUUGUUGACAUUCUAUUGCAUUUGGUCGUGCAGGAGGAAGGCUUCACUGCUUCCCAGAUUGGAGCGCUUCUUACCUUCCUGGCGCGCCAGUUGGCUCAGAAUGGACCUUCAGAUCGUCUGCAUGUGGAUAUAUCUCUUUUUGAGCGGGUAGUUGACCACCUCACUGAGCCAGGAGCUGUUGGGUCACAGAAAGAAGAGCGACAGCAAGCUCUGCUUGAACUCAUGCAAGCUGGAGGCUUGUCUCAAUUCAACCCAGAAGAGCUUUUGCAGAAAGCCAAGGGAGCUGAAUUUUACCGUGUAAUGGAACUGUUGCUGCUUCAGCGUGGUGACAUUCAUUUGGUAGUAGACUGUUACCUGCAGGACCAGCCAAGACGUGCUCAAGUGUUCCCAUUUUUAUUUGCCGAACUUUCUAUAACUGCAGACACUGCAGAUGGAAACCAACAUCUGUUGUUGGAUUCUGUUGAGAAUAAUAUUCAGAAAUUAGUUGCUGUGGAUGCUAUCCAAACAGGUCACUUGAUUCAUCAGUAUCUACAUUCUAAGCUUAACAACAUUUUGGAUAAAUUUGAAGGUGACACUUCAAUUCAGUACACUAUACUUCGAGGCUUGUUUUCAUACUAUAAUGAGACACUCAGUCGUGAAGAGCCUGCCCCUGAACCAGCCCUAGCUGAAAAAUACAUUGAACUGCUAUGUCAAGAGAGUCCAGAAAAUCUGAGCGAUUUCCUCCAGUGCAAUCAGUGGUACAGACUUGAUGAAGCGCUAAAAACGACAAAGAGGUUCAAGCAGGAUGAGGCAUCUGCUCUUCUACUAGAAAGAUCUGGCGAUUUCAUGGGAGCCUUUUCCCUGCUUCAUGCUCGUUUGGAACCAUGCCUUUCCAAGUUAAAUUCUGAAGACAAAUCUCUUCAUAAAAUCAACGCUCUUACUGCAGAGUUGGUCAGACUCUGCAAAAAAGGCUCUGCUACCAUGGAUGUAGCAACUCGGCAGGAAAGCCUAUGGUUUCCUCUCCUGAGCACUUUACUUAAGGCUCAUAUCAACCAUCGAACGGAGAUAAAACCACUUCUUCAGCAAAUUCUGAACAGCAUGAGUGGGUAUGUGAAUAUGCCAGCUGUUAUUCAAAUCAUUCUUCAGGAUCCAGCAUACAGUGGUGGCACUUUUGGAGAAAUUAGGGACCUUAUGAUGGGAAUGCUUGGUAACUGUGGGUAUGAAGAGUUAUUACUGCAAUCAACAUCACGUGUAUUAAGCGCUGACUUGCAUUUGCAGUUAGCCAGAGAACUAGCCAUCAGUAAUAAAGGUUUUGGCCCUAGAAUAUUCCCAGCGGUUAGAAAUACUCCUGCCUGCUGUUAUUGUCGAGAGCCUCUAGCUACAAUUGGAUCUACUGGAAAUGAAGAGGCUAUUCUUUUUAGGUGUGGUCAUUCAUAUCAUAUGAGGUGUACUGAACAUCCACCACAAUGUUUGAAAUGUGAUACUUGAACUUGUGAAGUGCCAUUCUAUAGAAAUUGUUGCAUGCAUGUAACUAACUAUGUACCAUGCGAAUAUCUUGCACUUAGUAAUCACAGAGGCAAAUUUAAUAGGAAUAGUUUUUUUUUCUUUUCUGUACUACGCAUCAUAGUCUUUACCAAUUCAGUGUUGUUGUUUUUUUUUGUUUGUUUUUUGUGUUGUUUGUUUGUUUUUUUGUCGCUGUAAAGAAAAAUUUGUGAAGACAAACAUUUGCUCAAUUCAUGUUGUUGAACAUUCCAUUUGUAUACAGGAUUUUAUAACCUAUUGAUGCUUGUAUAUUUUAUAUAUAGAUAUAUAUUUAGUCAGAAAGUCUUUUUAUAUCUCAGGUUUUACAAUAAUUGUUAAGACUGAUAUAUAUUGUUGCUAGUCCAUUUAACUACUGUAGUGUUUAUUCAUCAUUGUGGAGCUUUAAUAAAUUAUUUAUUGUCUUUGUUAGAAUA
This is a messenger RNA of Thrips palmi, 4328 nucleotides long. It is a transcript of the gene Vps8, whose product is annotated as vacuolar protein sorting-associated protein 8 homolog. Gene Ontology annotation, molecular function: protein binding. The record is from RefSeq and is a predicted model, not a curated record. The coding region runs from base 31 to 3861 and encodes 1276 amino acids. NCBI's taxonomy places the organism in Eukaryota, Metazoa, Arthropoda, Insecta, Thysanoptera, Thripidae. Gene Ontology annotation, biological process: endosomal vesicle fusion; protein targeting to vacuole. The transcript is spliced from 24 exons. Gene Ontology annotation, cellular component: late endosome; HOPS complex.